Molecule: messenger RNA, 2663 nt
Organism: Gryllus bimaculatus (two-spotted cricket)
Lineage: Eukaryota; Metazoa; Arthropoda; Insecta; Orthoptera; Gryllidae
Source: the annotation of a GenBank genome assembly
CAACGAGUGAUUGGAUGAAUCAACGAUUGUUUCCCGCCUUUUCAGCCGUUGGAAUCGUUUGCGCAACGAUGACCGCUGUUGUUCGCCGGUCUCCCGUACUCGAAUAUGCAGCCAAUGUGCCAAUGUUUUUGCAAGUGUUUAGUAGUCAUAAUAAAGCAUGUUAUACUUUGGAUUUGCCGUAUAAAAAUACUGUCUGAGAGUUCCUCAGGGUACCCUGGAGUUCCUUUUCACUUUUCCUUCGGGGAAGAUAAUUCUUUGACUUGUUUAUCAGGUGACAGAUGCAAAAGGUAGAAAAGAGGAUUAAGAUAAUCGAAGAUUAUUUUCAGCCGUCGUCCAAGAUCUAAGUACGUACGAGAUUCAGCAGUAAAUGAGUUUUCCGGGACAUUAAAUUAUCGAAAUCAAUUCUACUUCUGUUGACAACCUAAGCUUAAGUAGGUGUGUUUUGUGAUGACUAUUGUGGAGCGCGACGACGUGCAGUUCUAGACAUCAUGAAAUUUGCUUACAUUCUAGUUCUGGUUUUCGUGUGCGAAGUUCAGGCCCAAUCAUAUGAGGAUGUGCGGUGUAAAUGUGUCUGUCCUAAUCCAUCGGUUGUCAAUGUAACUCAGUCUAAUAGAAAGCUUUAUAUAGACAAUGUACCUCCUAACAAAUGUACAUGUGAUAAUGUGAUUUUACCGCAAGUUGGUGAUGAAAUCAAAGGAAAAGAACAAGAAUUUUGCCCCAGAUGUGAAUGUAAAUAUGAAAGUAGAAAUACAUCUAUCAUUAAGUAUGUUGUCAUCAUUGUUAUAUGGAUCAUUUCAUUAUUGGUCAUCUAUAUGCUGUUCCUUAUUUGCUUGGAUCCGCUCUUAAAUAAACGAAUGAAAGGAAAUUAUCAGGAACAUACUAAUGAAGAGGAAGAAGCGGGUGGAUCUUCCAGUACAGGAGCAUCUGCUGGUACAAGUUCUCAUCCCAUGGGUGUUAGAGCAAAUGUGUUGAAUCGUGUAGGUCAUCAACAGGAUAAAUGGAAGCGGCAAGUGAGGGAGCAGAGACGUAACAUCUAUGAUCGUCAUACCAUGUUGAACUAGUCACUUGUCUUUGUAUCAUGUUUCUGUACCUCUGCAGAUAAAUGUGACUUACUGAUUUUCUUUGUGUGUUUGUAAUUUUGUAAAUGUGGAAUUAUUACUGUACUUAGGUUUCAAGAACAACUUUAUGUAUAUAUUGUGUUAUUUUGCCUUAAAUAUUGUUGGUAUUUACUCCAAAUAUUCAAAUGAAUCUGAUCAUCCUUUUUCUGACUAAAUAUUCCCAAAAUUAUUUGAAACUGAUAUUCUAAUUCUUUGUUCACAGUAAUUGGUAAUUUAGGAUUACAGAUGUAUAUAUUUUAUUGAUAUUUAUUUGUGAUUGUUUCAUAUAUUUUACUUUGCGAUAAUUCUAUUUGUAAUAUCAAGUAUCGAGUGGGGUUUAUAAACUUAAGAUGUCACAAGAAUCUUCAGGCAGCCUAAUGGCAUAUGUUGUAUAUAUAAUGAGAAAUAUGAUUCUCUCAAAAGGAAUAGGAUUCUUUCAAACGGUUCAAAUAAUUUUGAACAGUUAAUAUAUAAUGAAUAAUAAAUUUAAUACAAUGAAGUAACUUUAUUCCUAUGUUUCUCUUUUAUUACAUCAAUACACUUCAUCAAAAUACUUCUUUCAUGAUUAUUUGUGUUUUAGGUAACUGAUGCAUAUUUUUAUUGUUUUUGUAUCUUAAAGUUCAUUACAUGUAAAUGAUAAAACACUGCAUCUGGUUCUACUCUUUCUAUCUCUAUUUCUAAUAAUUAAUAAAGAAUAAAAAUUGAUGUUGCAAAAUACCAAGUGGGGUACAAAUGUACCUCCAUUGCUUGUUUCUAAGUAGAAAACAUGCAACACCUUAAAGAUAUUACUGUCCUUAAGACAAUUGUCGAUGAAGUAUUUCAGGCAGGGAAUGAAAUUUCAAAAUCACAGAAUAAGCGAAACGUACGAAAGUGAACUAGGGCUGCUUCAGAAUGGCACAGACUUUCCGAUAUUAGUUUUCUACUUUUUUGGUCUUGGUUAGCUAUUUGGACUUGAUACAUACUCUUGCCAGCUGCCAUCUAUCGCUGCCCAAAGUACAUUCUUUUGAAAUUUUCUUACUUGUUCGAUUUCUUAAUUGUAGAACAGAAGAAUUAUUUUAAGAAUAUUAAAGAACAGUAAAACCCUGUCAUAAAUGGCAAUUUCCUUUGAAAAAUUUGGAGCCACGAUUAAUAAAAUGAUGUUUUAGUGCUACUAUAAAUGAGAAAUUUAAAGCUCUUUUCCCAGAAAAUUUUUGAGUUUUCGAAAGACUUCAUUAGAAGCACGUAAACUCAAUAGUGCUGAAAUUGCACAUAUUUACUGCAUGAGAGAUCAUUAAAAAAAAUUAAAUUUGGGUAAUUUUUGAAAGAUUCCCUUAAAUUCACAUUGUUAUAUUAAAAGGUGCAAUUAUCACUGUGUGUUUGAAAAGUUUCAAGAAAGAACUUAUUGUAAUUUUUGAGAAAAUGGUGUUUGAGCAUCCCUGAAAAUUAAUUUUGGGCCAUUUUCAUAGAAAACGGUUGAGUUGUCGAGGAACUGUAUGUAACAUUAUUUAAAUCCCAUGUUCUUAUAAAAAAUAAUGUGAACAAAUCGCAGCUAAUGUAAAUGUUAUUGGUGUGAGAUACAAGUCAAUA